This is a messenger RNA of Setaria italica (foxtail millet), 4603 nucleotides long. Its product is annotated as PH, RCC1 and FYVE domains-containing protein 1. The coding region runs from base 1198 to 4359 and encodes 1053 amino acids. The record is from RefSeq and is a predicted model, not a curated record. Lineage: Eukaryota; Viridiplantae; Streptophyta; Magnoliopsida; Poales; Poaceae. Gene Ontology annotation, molecular function: metal ion binding. The transcript is spliced from 9 exons.
GGGGUAAAUGGGUCCAUGAAUGUUCACUUGCUCACGGUGCAAUUACUUACAGAGGUCCCGUGGACGUCGCCGUCCGUCACGGCCGUGACAACAGAUUAGCAGAGGACGGCAACGGAAAAGGGAAAGCCUCCGUCCGAGACGGCAUCAUUUGCGGGCCAGGCUGAGGAACACCGUGACUCCUCGUGCAGGCCCGAGCGGGGCGGGGCCAGCGCCUGCCUGCGCUGCGCACGUGCUGCGUCCCUAGCAUAGCCUCUGCCAUCCCCCAUACCAUCCAUCAUUUGCUGCCCCAAGAGGCCAGAACUCCAAAAGCAUAAUCCGUAGAUUAGUUUAGUCCGUAGAAAGCAAUGUAAAACAGUGAUUCAGAGCAAUGCCCGUUUUGCAUCCCAUGCAUAUGCAGAUUUUCACAUUGCUGGGCCACCGGAAGACAAGCACAAUCAUACUAGACCAUAGGAGUAGGGGCGAGGACCUCGCACGUCCGUGGCAGCUGUUGUGAUUGAAUCCUGCGACGUUAAUGCAGUCGGAGAGUAACAGGAGAUUAGAUCACCGAGUUGUGCGAGAUCUUCCACUAAUCAAGGGCAGCGGAGUACUGUCAGGUGCCCGGGAGAGGACGGCAGCGGCCAGGUUUCCUCGGGACUUUGCUUCCAACUGCGGCAGAUCCUGACAUGAAAUCCAACAUUUCAGAAGCGCCCCGUACAAGCACUGAAAGCUAGAGACCAACAUUAUGCUGCUACCCAAAAUAUACUGGUAGCAGAGAGCGAGGGUUGGAGCCUUUGGAGAGGGAAGGGUUAGCACGGAGAUGUCUCGUCCUGUGUGUGCUGUGUGCAUGUGCGCGUCCAACAAAGCCUGAAGUAACCUCCCCUCUGCGGCUCUGCUGCGUCUCUGCCUCGUCUCUCUCCUCUUUAAGCGCUCCCAGCUAAAAUCGCUGCCGUUUCCGGCCCGUUCCGGUUCCAUUCCCUGGAAUCCCGCAGCUCGCCUCCUACCUCGGUCACAGUCAGUCCUCCCCUCCUCAAGCUCACAGCUCUCAGCUCUGCACCCUCUCUUUUACCUCCUGCUCGCUUUCAUCCUUUCCCUGCGCCUCUCUUUCUGUCGCUUCAAUGCCAUCUUUUGCUCCCUCCCACUGUUGAGCAAAGGAGGUUUGGACUUCGCUCAGGGUGCUUGCCCUCCUUUCCGUCCGCUUAAUCUUUCCCGCUGGCUGCAAUGGCUGGCGGCUUUGAGGGGAGGAGCGCUUCAACUACAACCAGAGGAGUUGAGCAGGCCAUUGUUGCUCUCAAGAAGGGUGCACAUCUCCUGAAAUGUGGCAAGAGAGGGAAACCCAAAUUCUGCAUUGUCAGGCUAUCUUAUGAUGAGAGAGCACUAAUAUGGUACUCCAAAGAGAGGGAAAAACGUUUGAGCUUGAAUUCUGUGUCCAGUGUAGUUCUUGGACAGAAGACUACAAAACUUUUGCGUCUGCAUUGGCCAGAAAAGGAACCUCAUUCCCUGUCAGUUAUAUAUAAGAAUGGUGAAUCCUCACUUGACUUGGUCUGCAAAGAUAGACAUCAAGCUGAAUGUUGGUAUUUAGGCCUUACAACCCUAAUAUCAGCUCCAUGCACCCCACUACUUCUGGUUAACUCAACAAACGGCUGUCAGAUAAACAGCUGUACAAAUAGCCCUCCUAGCUACAUUCAGCAAAGGAGUAGGCUCUUUGCUGUGCACCAUGGAAGAAAUUUCACAAAGGUACACUCAUUAUAUGGCAGUCCUAGGUUGAUACAGAACAAAUACUCGCAUUCUUACUCAGAACCAUUCUUUUCUCCAAGACAGAGAGCAUGGUCAGAACUAGAUUCUUACUUGGAAAAGAUUAGCCCCGAAUUGGCAAAUCGAGUAAAAAAUGAUUUGAGGGACAUAAAAUCUUCUGAAAAGAUUACGGACCAAAGAAUUAUGCAUAUGCCUAAACUGAAACAAUCUGAGGGAUCAAAUGCAGCAUCAGAUUCUCUGAAGGACAUCUUUGUCUGGGGCGAUAUUCAGGGUCGUAUGCUAGAUCGCGGACAUUUAUCAGCGGCCAAUGUCUCACUUCCAAGGUUAUUGAAAUCAGCACAAAUUCUUGAUGUGCAGAGUAUUACCUGUGGAGAGAAACACGCAGCAAUAGUUACUAAGCAAGGUCAGGUAUUCUCAUGGGGUGAGGAGAAUAGUGGGAGAUUGGGACACAAAACAAGAGACAGUGUCUCUCAUCCUAAAAUCAUCGACUCUCUUUCCUCCAUACCGGUGAAGGCUAUCGCAUUUGGGGCAAAGCACACCUGUGCAGUUUCAGUUUCAGGAGAACUUUAUGAAUGGGGUGAAGGGAUUCAUAGCCUAGGGCUGUGGAAUGAUCAGUGUCGAAGAAGCCAGUGGUUCCCGCAUAAACUGAUCAGUACUUCAGAUGGCAUCUCUGUGUCGAAGAUUGCAUGUGGUCAGUGGCAUACGGCUAUCAUAUCCUCCACCGGUCAGCUGUUCACUUAUGGAGAUGGUACAUUUGGUGUUCUUGGACAUGGUGACACAUGUUGUGUUGCUCAGCCUAAAGAAGUGGAGUCCUUGAGAGGGUUAAGAACCAAGUCUGUUGCAUGUGGGCCGUGGCACACAGCUGCUAUUGUGGAAACAUCAGGAACUCCCAAGAGCAAUGCUCCUGGUGGGAAGCUAUUCACAUGGGGUGAUGCAGGUGAAGGGAAGCUGGGCCAUACUGACAAAAAAUCGAAGCUUGUACCAACUCGUGUCGAAACACUCGUUGACUGUGAUUUUAUUCAGGUAUCCUGUGGUAUGUCAAUAACAGUUGUGCUAACAAUAACAGGUGUUGUAUUUACCAUCGGAAGCAAGAAGCAUGGACAAUCAGGGAAUCCUCGACCUGAGGACACAUCUAUUUGCAUGGUUGAAGGGCCACUUAAGACUGAGUUUAUCAAAGAUAUAUCCUGCGGCACUUCCCAUGUCGCAGUCUUGGCAAUGAAUGGGAAAGUCUUUACAUGGGGCAAAGGCACAGAAGGGCAACUUGGUUUAGGUGAUUAUGUUGACAGGACCUCCCCAACUCUGGUGGAGGCCCUGGAAGAUAAACAGGUGGAAAGUAUAACUUGUUGUUCCAAUUUCACUGUUGUAAUUUGUGUGCAUAAGGCAAUCUCGUGCAAGGAACAAUCUGUAUGCAGUGGUUGCCGGUUGGCAUUUCGGUUUACAAGGAAGAAACACAACUGCUACAACUGUGGUUCCAUGUUCUGCAAUUCCUGCAGCAGCAACAAGGUUCCAAGGGCAGCCCUUGCACCAGAUAAGAGCAAAAGGUGUCGUGUUUGUGAUGCUUGUUUUAAUGAGCUGAAUAACACUGCAGAGCACAGCAAAAUGAGUUCUGGAUCAAAGAUCCAAAAAGAAGAAACGUCUUUAACAGAAAUAAGAACAUACACACCAAAGUUAUCACGCAUGCUUAAGGAAGCAAAUUUCAUCAUGGAAAAAAUGGGCACGGCACACAGCCCCAACCAGAGAAAUCAGGACUUGGCCACUCUGAAUCAAGUGCAAAAACAGAGGUGGGGACAAGUAGACUGUCCCAAUCAAUUCAAAUGUGCACGAGACAGCAUUCCAUACCGGUCGACAUCAAAGAAACAGACAGUCGAUGUUUGUUGUAUAGGGAGAAUGAUUGAUCCAGUAUCACAAAAGACUGCUACCCUUUUGCCACAAGCCACAAAUGAUAGGAGAAAAGAACAAGAUUUGAUGGAAAAGAUACUGCUGGAGGAAGUGAAACAGCUUCAAGCACAGGUAACCACUCUAGCAGAAGAAUGCCGGCAUAAGAGCUUAAAAGUUCAGUUGUAUAAACGAGAACUUGAGGAAACCUGGUUGAUAGUCAGGGAUGAGGCCACAAAGUGCAAAGCUGCGAAAGAUAUUAUAAAGAUUUUAACAAAUCAGAGGAACGCUUUAUCAAAGAAACUUUUAGGUGGUCUGGAACUAGAUAAUUCCAGUAUCAUACCUGACCCGCCCGACAAAACUCUUGCCACUGGCAAAAUUCCACCGCUAAACAGCAUCAGGGAUCAACGCUACAUAGAGGAAGUGGAUAUACAAUCUACAGCAUCUUCUAACACUGUUGCCAUGGAUGACUCAGCUGUGCAUCAGAAUGACAGAAGAGCCUCCAAUAGCAGCAGAGGUUAUGAUGGAGGAACAGAUAGCACAAUUGCUCCUACUGAUUCCAAUGGUGUGAUCGAGCAAAUUGAGCGUGGAGUGUACAUUACAGUCGUUACAUCCCCCAGUGGUAAGAAGGGAAUCAAGCGCAUCCGGUUCAGCCGGAAGCAUUUUGGAGAGGCGGAGGCGCAGAAAUGGUGGGAAGAGAAUGAGAGCAGGGUAUUUGCAAGGUACGCCAGCAUGGAGUACCUGGCAACAUAAUCUACAGAUGAAAAAUGUACAUGGGUAGCCAGUUUUUUUAUAAUGUCAGUAGGGCAUGCAUACAGCAACACGAUACUGUUCAGUAAAGAAGUGGAUAGAUGAGGUAGAAGGAAUCCUGAUGAUCAUCAAUUGCUUUCUAGCAGAUGAACGGCCGAACGGGGUUGUAUCCUCGCGGUGGGUUAACUUAGGUCCAUGAUUUUGCUUCAACUCAAUACUAAUUCGACACGAAUUGGAGUUUGUGUAA